Molecule: messenger RNA, 1218 nt
Organism: Ilex paraguariensis (yerba mate)
Lineage: Eukaryota; Viridiplantae; Streptophyta; Magnoliopsida; Aquifoliales; Aquifoliaceae
Source: the annotation of a GenBank genome assembly
AUGCUCCUUUUUGGAAAAUCAAAAUCCUUCAAGACAUCCAAAUUCAAAACCAUUGUCUCUCUUGCUGUCUCUCGAAUUGCCAUACUCAAAAAACAUCACCACAUCCGUUGGUCUCAAGCUCGUUCGGAUGUUGAUCAUGUGAUCAGGGAGCAGAAUAUAUUGGAUGCCUUCAGCAUCAUAGAAGGCUAUUGCCGCCUUCUGAUAGAUAGGAUCAUGCUCAUUAAGAACAGCAAAGCGUGUCCCGAUGAACUGAAGGGGGCAAUAUCAAGUUUGAUCUUCGCUGCUUCAAGAUAUGGACAAUUGCCAGAACUCCAAAAGAUUUAUAGGAUCUUCAUGGCAAAAUAUGGGAAGAACUUUUCAAAUUAUGCUAUUGAAUUACGCAACAACUGUGGGGUAAAUCCUAAGAUUGCCAAAAAGUUUCCAACUCAAUGGCCAAUCUGGGGAACCAAACUGAAAGUUUUAAACGAAAUUGCUUCUGAGAAUGGGAUCAUUCUUAGAGUUGAGGGAGAAUCGUCUGGGAUUAGUAAGGAAAAACUGCAUACCAGAGAAUCGAACGGCCUGAAUGAUCAUAAGCUGAAGGAUGCAACUAAAAAUUUGCGUGAAGGAAUACAAGAAGAUGAGAACUUCUCUAGAUUUAUGAAAGAAAGGAAAUCUGAACUUCAAACUGGUAAAGCCACAGCCUCGGAUUUCAAGGACUGGACAAAAGGAUUACAUUCAGACAAGAUUGAGUCUUUCAAAACAAACUCUAAGCCAAUCGAAGAUGGAAUGGUAGGUCAUAAAUUUAGUAGCUAUAGUAAAGAAACUGGAUCAAAACAUGUAAAAGUACAAACGAAAAAUGUCCUAGCUGCUUCAAGUACAGAUUCAGAAGAGAUAGGAAUAUACAACCCUUUAAAGACUGGAGGUGAUUUUUAUGGAAACACGGAUGACAAGGGGAAAAGACAGGGCAAACUUCCAUGGCUGGAGCUCAAUGACGGGAAUAAAAAAGGCAGCCUAGUGCACGAGGCUCCCGUCACUGCACAUGACUGGAAUGCCCAUAAGAAAUUUAGCUUCCUGAGGGAAGAAUUCCUGAAAAGCCGACUUCCCAAUGUAGCAAAAGAUGAAAAUAACUCAGAUGAGAAUAGAGAUGGGCUCAACUAUCAUUCUCCCAAGGAUGGGCAAUAUUCAAACAGAGGCAGAAAGCCAGUUUCUAUUAGGACUAGAAGAACACGUUGGCACUGA